UUAGAGGCGUUUCGUUCACAGAACUAUUCGAACCAAAUUUCAGAACAGCUACGUCAUUUCGCCGAUUUGACCAAUUUCAUAAGUUCAGCGUCUCAUAAUCAGAGGUACUUAAAUUAUUAAAUUUAAAAGACACUUUAGGAUUUCUUUUAAUGUGUGAUGAACUGAAACUUGAUGAAUAUGGAUUAAUGUAUUUCAAUUCAGUAUAAUGAAGGAAUCAUGAGAAGUUCACUACAACAAGCAAGUAUCCACUGUGCAUUAUUUGUUGCAACUCAUUUUGUCAACAAGUAUGUAUUGUCUGUGUUGAAGUUCCAAUUUCCAACCAUCUUUCAAGGAUGGCAGACUCUGGUAGGAUUCCUAAUGUUGAGUUUGUUGGUAUCAACAAGGCAUCUACCAACACUUCUUGACAAUACAGACAGAUAUGACAUUGCCAACUGGUUACCAGGGAUGAUGUUCUUUGUGAGCUCAAUUUAUUCUGGGUCCAAAGCUUUAGCUGCCUUGUCCAUUCCAGUGUUCCUGUCUCUACACAACCUAGUUACGGUGAUACUAUGUACAGCUCAGCUUGCCGUAUAUAGACAGUUGACAAGUAUCUACAGUUACACAAUGUUGAUGAUACUGGUUGUAUCAUCAAUUUUAAUAGGGGCCACUGACCCAGACUACCACAUGGAUGGCUAUUUCUGGACCUGUGUUCAUAUUUUAACAACAGGUGGAUAUGGUGUUUAUUCAAAGAUUUCUCGAGGAAGAUUAAAAUUAAGUGCUCAUGAAAAGAUGUAUUGUAACUAUUUAUACAGUGUGAUAGUUUUAGCUCCUUCCAGCUAUUUUCUAGGGGAUGCUGUACAAGCUGGGAGAUAUCCAUAUUUAUACUUCUCCAAAUUUUAUGUUGGUUGUAUCAUGAGUGGUGUGUUUGGUGUUUUUCUCGCCCUCAGUAAUAUAAAACUCGUGGAAAGUAAUAUAGAUAAGGGAGAAAUGGCAAAAAUAACAGGAAUAUGUAAAUUGGUGGCAUCCGUGACCUCAUUAAUUUUCUUCAAGUCAACAUUCGCAGGCUCACAUUUAUUAUGGAUAUGUGUUAACCAUUUAGCAGCCAUAGUUUGUGAAGAUUCAACCAAUGUUGAGGAGUCACCUGUUUUGGCCACAGCUUCUGUGUCAAGUUCAUCCAAUCCACAACAUUUAACACAACAAAAUUCUUUGACAAGAGAUUAUAUUAAAGUGACAGUCCAGUGAUCUUCUUUCCUCCAAGAGUAGAGAGUAUUUUAUUGGUAACGUCUAGUCGUAUGACAUUUGAAACAAGUGUUAAAUUCAACGUUCUGAUUGGUUUAAAUAUUAAGAUCUGAGAGGAAUUAUUAUUUUAGAUAGAUCAACAAUAAGGCUGUGUUUAUAGGUUAUAUAUUAUAUUAAUAUAUCUCAAUGACAAUCUCUAACUCCAUUGUUAAACAAGCAAUAAUUGAAAUAUCAUAUUUGAGAAUAGAAUUGUUCUAUAGUAUUAUAUACAUGUCCUAACUACUCUAAAGAGAAGAUUUUUACAGCGCAACAGAGUUUAAGAAUUUCAGCAAAAAAUGUGUGAAAUGUUAUGAAGUCUUAGAGAUAAGUGUAAUAUUUACUUUAACCUGUUAACCAAUCCCUUUUGUUAUUUUUUUUUUUUUUAAAUAUUUUAUCUUAGUGGUUAUUUUAGACAGUCAUCCCUGAUUUACAGAAUACUUCAAUGACUUUUAUUAUUGACACAAAGCUUUUUAUUGCCUGUCACCUGCAUGGAGAAAUUUUGUCUUGCUAAAGGAUUGAACAAACAACCCUUUAAUUACUUAUUCUUUUAUAAGGAUAAGCCUGUUUCUGCAUUCAAAAAAUGUACUACUUGCAUAGCAUAAUUAUGAAUUAAUUUGAUAAAACUUGUUUUCAUCAGUAUUAAAGCACUCUUACAAACUUCGGCACUUUAAUGCAUGUACAUGUUUCAAUAGGCGAUGAAAUUGGUGUAUUCUAAUAAAAUAGUCAAAUUGCACAAUCUGUGUAGUAGCAGCACGCCAAUUCAUGUUAAUUUUCAUGAAAAUUUUGGAAGUUUGUUUAAAAGUAAAAUAUUGUGAGGUGAACAAAUAAACCAAUUUACAUAUUGCAAUCAGCACUUACAAUCCAAGAAAAGAUACCAAAAAGUGGUCAACAUAUGCAAAAACAGCCCUUACUGCGUUAGUAACAAAGUAAAAAUAUGGUGAUAAAAUACUACAAAAUCAGUCUAAAACUGCACAUAACAUGUAAUAUAUAACUUGGAUCUUGGAUGUUUUACCUUUCUUAAAAUUUGUGUACAUUUUUCUAAAUAUUGAUUUUCUUGAAAAAUUUUGGCUCGUCUGGAGGAGUGCUUGCAGCUUUAAUGUUACUUAAUAAUAUUUAAAUAUUUAUACCAUGCUUCACAUUAUAUUUUGAUUUAACAGGGACAACCUUUUAAUUUUUCACAUGCAUAGGAAAUUUCUUCCUAAAAAGGAUUUUAGCAUCUAUAAGCCUUGCAUAAAUUACAGUAUGCCAUUAUAUUUUUUUUGCCACCUGAAAUCCGUAUUGUGUUGUUGAUAUUGUAUUGUUUUAUAAUUCACAUACAUGUAUAUAGUAUGUAAAACAUUAUUUAACUAAUAUUGACAGAUUUGAACAGAUUUCUACAGAUUUCUAAGUCAUUGAAUAGUUUGACCAACUGAAAUUUUUAAAUAUGCAUUUGUGUAUUAAAUUUACAUAUGCAUUUUCUCUAAAUGCUACAAAGAAAAUGUUAUUGUUGUACAUAAUUUAUGUACAUAUUUAUUUAUUGUUAUUUGAUGGAAGAUUAUAGAAACUAUGCCUCUAAGGCUUUUGUAUUUGUGUAUUUAUUUGUAAAAUGACACAUUUUAUAGAACAAUGUGUGGCGGCGAUUUUUACAUUGAUAGUCUUGAUUUUUCUUAAAACAUCACCUUUACUGAAGAUGGAAAAAAGAAAAAUAUUUCGUAUGGGUACAUAUUCAGGGUCUCCAGUAUUCAAUAUACUACUUUUCUGUAGCUAGUUUUGGUGGGGGUGUUGAUUUCUAUUAACUGCUCCUCAUUUUUUGUUGCUGUUGUUUUUCAUCUCUAAAAUAAUCCAAAUACUCUCUUUCAUCAUGAUAAUUAUAAAGAUAUGUUUUUGAAUGAUAUAUGAGCCGCUUCACGACAAAACCAACAUAAUGGGUUUGCGACCAGCAUGGAUCCAGAACGGCCUGCGCAUUCGCGCAGUCUGAUCAGGAUCCAUGCUGUUCGCUAUCAGUUUCUCUACUUGUUAUAGUUUGUAAGCCAACAGCAUGGAUCCUGAUCAGACUGCGCAGGCUGGUCUGGAUCCAUGCUGGUCGCAAACCCAUUGUGUUGGUUUUGUCGUGACGCGGCUCAUACAUGUCAUAUUAUUAUUUAACAGAUCACCGCAACAUAUCAUAUCUCAUAGUUUUGUGCUAAUAAUAAUGGCUAAAUUAUUUCACUAAGUUUGAUAAGAGGGUCACUUUACAGAGUGAAGGCUUCAUUUUUGUGCCACUUUUAUAACAAUAGUGCUUUCAUAUUUUAUCUUUACUAUCACUCUGUUAUGAUAUUUACUGAUUGAGAUUUAAUAAACUUUAAAACUUC
Molecule: messenger RNA, 3584 nt
Organism: Ruditapes philippinarum (Manila clam)
Lineage: Eukaryota; Metazoa; Mollusca; Bivalvia; Venerida; Veneridae
Product: transmembrane protein 241-like
Exons: 14
Coding region: 217-1218 (333 amino acids)
Cellular component (GO): Golgi apparatus
Molecular function (GO): antiporter activity
Source: RefSeq, a predicted model, not a curated record